CGUAAUAGGUGUGCGACGACGAGAAAGUUGUCUGUAGUCAGACGAAGGAUGUCAACAAGUUUAAAACAGGCUUUAAAAUCUCACUUUGGCUUCGACGGCUUUAGGUCUAAGCUUCAGGAAGAUGUUGUUAACGUUGUCGUUAGAGGUCAGAGGGAUGUGUUCGUGUGCAUGCCAACCGGAGCAGGGAAGUCUCUGUGCUAUCAGCUGCCUGCAGUGCUGGCUGAGGGUAUUACUCUGGUUAUAUCCCCGCUAAUCGCUCUCAUUCAGGACCAAGUGGAUCACCUGAAGGAGCUCAACAUCGCUGCCUGCUCCAUCAACUCCAAGCUUCCGGUGGGCGAGCGCCGUCUGAUCCUGGCUGAUCUGAGGAGCAAGCGGCCCAAACUGAAGCUACUCUACAUCACUCCAGAGAUGGUGGCCUCGCCCUCUUUCCAUCCCUGUCUGACGGACCUGUGUUCCCGCGGCCUGCUGUCCUACCUGGCUGUGGACGAGGCUCACUGCGUCUCCCAGUGGGGCCACGAUUUUAGGCCAGACUAUCUCAAACUGGGUGAGCUGCGGGCUCGCAUACCAGGAGUUCCCUGUUUGGCGCUGACGGCAACAGCUCCCAAGAACGUUCAAGAAGACAUUGUUCAGUCGCUUAAGCUGCAGUGUCCGAUGUCUUUCGUCACGCCUGUCUUCCGCAGCAACCUUCAUUAUGACGUGAUCUUCAGGGAUCUGCUGCCGAACCCUUAUGCUCACCUCCAUGCCUUCAUCAAAAAAGCCCUGGCUAUGGACAGUGGAGCUGCUGGACAGGGCUGUGGGAUUGUUUACUGUCGAACUCGGGAUGGCUGUGAAACGGUUGCUUAUCAGCUGAACAAGCUUGGAGUCGUAGCAAAGGCUUAUCACGCAGGUAUGAAGGCAGUAGAUCGCACAGAGGCGCAGAACGAGUGGAUGCAGGGGAAGGUGCUGGUUAUUGUUGCAACCAUCAGCUUUGGCAUGGGAGUGGACAAAGCCAACGUCAGAUUUGUUGCACAUUGGAACCUGGCAAAGUCUCUGGCGGGUUUCUACCAAGAGUCCGGACGAGCAGGUAGAGACGGUCUGCCCUCGUUGUGUCGCACAUAUUAUAGUCGGAAGGAUAAGGAUCAGCUAAACUUCCUCAUUCGGCAGGAAGUCACCCGGAGACAGGAGAAACGAGGCUCUUUUAAGGAAACUGACAAAGCAGCUCUCACGGAUUUGGAAGCCAUGGUUUUGUUUUGUGAGCAUGAAGGAUGUCGCCAUGCCAACAUCUCCAAGUUUUUUGGGGACAAGACACCGAAGUGCGCGGGUGCCUGCGACUUCUGCCUCAAUCCCAAAGUGGUGCGGGCCCAGCUGGAGCAAGCGGCCGCUCUCAGCACCAAGACCGCAGAGGGCCAGAGUGGACAGCCCAAGGGGCCGUUCGGGUACCUGCCGGAGCAAUAUGAAGGAGGGAAGAAGGGCUACGGCUUCGAAAGGUACGAUGAAGGGGAGGAAGGAAAUGCUGAAGAGGAGACCAAAAAGAGGAAGAAAGAGUUUUCUGACCUCUUCAAGAAGCAGAUGAAUCUACGAAAGGGCUCUGACGGCCUGAGGAAGGACUUUGUUCCACCAGAUGCUGACUGUCCGCUCAGAGAGGCCAGCAGCCAGAGGAUCCCCCGGCUCACGGUGAAGACCAGAGAGCAUUGCCUGUACCGCCUGCGAGAUGCUCUGCGUGACCACCAGGGGUCAGAAGACAUAUUCAGCUGCAGCAGUCUGAUGUCAGCGGUGGAUUUAGAGCACGAGGUCUUCAAUAGCUGCAAAACCUCCAACUUGUACAAAGCUGCCAUCUUGAAGAAGGUGUCGGAGAUUACAAAAUCAGCACCUCGGACAGAAGAAGGCAGCAGCAACGACUCCAGAGAAACGGAGACGAAGCAUAAAGCCGAUGGAAAUUCCUCGUGUUUAUACCCAGAGGAGCUGCAGGGCUUCACCUCGGCCUCUCAGAUCUACUCGAUGAAGCGGAAAAGAGUGGGAGCGGGCCAGAGGGGCUCCUCUAACUGCUUCCAGUCCGCCAAGGAUCUCCUGAAUCCUGUGUCUAGCAAAGUGACGGAGAACGGGGGCUUCAUCGGCGACUCCUCCGUGGAGUCAGACGUCAAACGGAUCAGGGUGAAAGAGUCGGAGACAGAGACGGCAUCAUCCGUCAGAACCGGAGCCGUCAGCCCGGCCAAAGCAGGCAGAGUCAUGAGCAGGAAGCAGCAGAAGAUGGCGGAAGCGGCGAAGAGUUCUCGCAACAUCUCGCAGUACUUUGUGAAGAAGAAACUCGCGGAGGAGGAAGAGCUGCGCCCGGAGGCAGGCGGCUUGUCGUCAGAGACUCCCAGUGAGGUUUAUGAAGAGAACUCAAGGCAGGAGCUGCCUUCCCUGCCGAGCGACCCUGCGCUUGUAGAGAGCGAGGAUCUGAUCCUGAUAGAACCUAAAACGGAAGUCAUCGUUUUGUCCGACGAUGAAGAGCAGGAAGCGGGAAGAGAAGCAGCUAUGACUCUGGUUGAAGACAUUCCUCAUGAGGAUACGACUACUAUCACAGCACCAAACCAACCUAAAGAAGAAGAAGAAGCAUCUUCUAGUCUACUUUUAGUUCAAGAGGUUACAGACGACGUGGAAACGGAGCAGAAGGAGACGUCUCCUGCGGCGAAGCGCAGCCGGACGCUGGGUUCUAGCAAAAGGAGAGUGACGUUCAACCCGGAGGUGCAGGAGAGGUCGCUGCCGCCGCCCGGUGAACCUGUGAAGGCCGUGACGCUGCAGGAAACGGCUAACAUUGUGGUCCAUUAUCUCAACCCCUAUUAUACUCAGGGAAAGUUUGCUACUAAGGUUCUGUUUAAGUCUUUUGCGCGAUACUUGUCUCACCUUCUUACAGAGGGUAAAAGUUGUGAAAAAAGCCAAGUUAAAGGUGAAGCUAAAGUUCUCAUCAAGACGUUUUUCAGCAGAGUCCAGCGCUGCGAGAGCGAGGCCGACUGGGCGCACCUGAAGAGAUCGCACAACUCCAAAGCCCCAGAGAGCAAGGACUGAUGGGACAUGCAGUCCUUUUCCUGUGUCAAAGUCUUCUUUAUCAGUGCCUGUCUGGUUCCUGCAGUUGAUUUCUGGCUUUUUAUUCAAAAAGCUUAAAAUGAAGGGCUUUUGCAGCUGCUUGCAUGUCAUGUCAACACAUGAGCAAUAAAACUGACAGUCUGUCGGUGUAAUGAUGAGACAAGUGCUCUUAAUGUUUUAGCCCCCAUGAGUCAAGUCAUGUUUAAAAUCUGUGCAAGAUGUCCGAGUCCGCUUGGAUCAGCAAAACUACAGCCUGAUCCUCAACUUGAAUCCAAGAAGUCAACAGGAUUUCUUUUCUUUGUGGCAAAAAUAAAAGCGCAGGUGUGAACAGGUUACAUCACUCACACAGCUGUAUUUAAUUUAUCUGGUUGAAGUGCUAUCAUAAGCAACAAAAGAUGAAUAUGUUGAAAAGCCCUUCAUGUCUGCUGUUCAGCACAGCGGAGGAGCCGUCAUGCUGUGGGCCUGUUUGUUUUCUAAAGGAGCUGGGGGCGGGAACCUUGGUCAUUCAAACACUUUAAUAUUUGAAAUGCAUGCUUGGCAGAAAACAGGAAGUGAUACAGAUCAUAUGGUCAGAUGUGACACCUUGUAAGUCCAUUUCAGUUCUCAGACCUAAAUCCUCUGAAAAAUCUAUGAUGAGCUGAAAAGCAGAGAGGAUUCUGGGUGAUCAACUCAGACUGGGAGAAGAGGAUCAAAGAUCCCACUCUGUAAAAUGUGGAAAUGCUAAGAGCUUUUCUAAGGAAAGAUGUUUGACACACUCACUCUCAUCUUCGUUAUGCAUCAACGUCCUACUUUAACGGUUAAAAGCUUUCAGACUAAAUUGCAUCAGAAAGAGUUUAAUAAAACAGAGGUUCCCAUUCUGAGGACCACGUGUUUACCAAAUCACAUAGCAGCCUUCAAUGUGUUUUAUUAAAAAAAAAUAAAAUAAAAGCUUCUGUUGUGUUUCUAAAAGGCUUUUUAGUUUGUAUUUUUCAGAAUUUCCAAACAUCGCGAGCAUGUAUGUGUCUGUAUAUUUAAAGUAGAUGGGGAUGAAGCCACUGCUGGAUUUUUAAAACAUGGGGAAAGCUGCAGCUCACUGUUGGGGCUAAAAAUAUAUUUUAACAGUUUCCUCAUGUUGUAUCUGUCCUGCUGAAACAACUAAACGUGUGAUUUCAUAAAAUCUGUUUCUUUUCUUCUGUAAAUAAAAGAUUGUUUUACUUUUA
Messenger RNA from Xiphophorus maculatus (southern platyfish), 4244 nucleotides. It is a transcript of the gene recql5, whose product is annotated as RecQ like helicase 5. Gene Ontology annotation, cellular component: cytoplasm; chromosome. Gene Ontology annotation, molecular function: 3'-5' DNA helicase activity; ATP binding; four-way junction helicase activity. Gene Ontology annotation, biological process: double-strand break repair via homologous recombination. The transcript is spliced from 19 exons. The annotation marks the transcript as partial. Lineage: Eukaryota; Metazoa; Chordata; Actinopteri; Cyprinodontiformes; Poeciliidae. The record is from RefSeq and is a predicted model, not a curated record.